GCGGCGGUGGGCGGGGCGGGUGGCUGUGGCGGCGGCUGAGCGGUGGCCGCGGUGGCAGCGGAGCGGAGCCCCAUGGUGCCGGUGCGCGGGCCGCGGUGGCUGAGCGAGGCGGCGCCGCCAUGGGCUCCCUGUUCCGCAGCGAGAGCAUGUGCCUGGCGCAGCUCUUCCUGCAGUCGGGCACGGCCUACGAGUGUCUGAGCGCGCUGGGCGAGAAGGGCCUGGUGCAGUUCCGAGACCUCAACCAAAAUGUAAGUUCUUUUCAAAGAAAAUUCGUUGGCGAGGUAAAGAGGUGUGAAGAACUAGAACGAAUAUUGGUGUACCUGGUGCAGGAAAUUACCAGAGCUGAUAUUCCCCUGCCUGAGGGAGAGGACAGUCCUCCCGCACCACCUCUUAAACACGUUCUAGAAAUGCAGGAGCAGCUGCAGAAGCUGGAGGUGGAGCUGAGAGAAGUCACCAUGAACAAGGAGAAGCUGAGGAAGAACUUGCUGGAACUAGUGGAGUACACCCACAUGCUGAGGGUCACAAAGACCUUCCUUAAGCGGAACGUGGAGUUUGAACCCACUUAUGAAGAGUUCCCCACCUUAGAGAACGACUCUCUGUUGGACUACAGCAUGCAGAGGCUGGGCGCCAAGCUGGGAUUCGUAUCUGGCCUGAUUCAGCAAGGCAAAGUCGAAGCAUUUGAAAGAAUGCUGUGGCGGGCCUGCAAAGGGUACACCAUCGUGACCUAUGCAGAGCUGGACGAGUCCCUGGAAGAUCCCGAGACGGGUGAAGUCAUAAAGUGGUACGUGUUCCUGAUUUCCUUCUGGGGAGAGCAGAUUGGCCACAAGGUUAAGAAGAUUUGUGACUGUUACCACUGCCAUGUCUACCCGUAUCCAAACACGGCUGAAGAACGCAGGGAGAUUCAGGAGGGGCUCAAUACUCGGAUCCAAGACCUCUACACUGUGCUGCACAAAACGGAGGAUUAUCUGCGGCAGGUGCUGUGCAAGGCUGCUGAGUCAGUGUGCAGCCGUGUAAUACAGGUGAGGAAGAUGAAAGCCAUCUACCACAUGCUCAACAUGUGCAGCUUCGACGUCACCAACAAGUGCCUCAUAGCUGAGGUCUGGUGCCCUGAGGUGGACCUGCCAGGCUUGCGCAGAGCUCUGGAGGAAGGCUCGAGAGAGAGCGGAGCUACAAUCCCCUCGUUCAUGAACACAAUCCCUACAAAAGAAACGCCGCCCACUCUGAUCCGCACCAACAAGUUCACCGAGGGCUUCCAGAACAUCGUGGAUGCCUAUGGUGUUGGCAGCUACAGAGAAGUGAACCCAGCUCUCUUCACCAUCAUCACCUUCCCAUUCCUGUUCGGUGUGAUGUUUGGUGACUUCGGGCACGGCUUUGUCAUGUUCCUGUUUGCCCUCUUGCUGGUGUUGAACGAGAAUCACCCGAGACUAAGCCAGUCGCAGGAGAUCCUUAGGAUGUUCUUUAAUGGCCGAUACAUCCUGCUGCUGAUGGGGGUGUUCUCCGUGUACACCGGCCUCAUCUACAACGACUGCUUCUCCAAGUCUGUGAACAUCUUCGGCUCUGGGUGGAAUGUGUCUGCCAUGUAUAGCUCCAGCCGCUCUCCAGAGGAGCAGAAGAAGAUGGUGCUUUGGAAUGACAGCACCGUCAGGCGCAGCAGGACUUUGCAGCUGGACCCAAGCAUCCCCGGAGUUUUCCACGGCCCCUACCCUUUCGGCAUUGACCCGAUUUGGAACAUGGCCACAAAUCGCCUCACUUUCCUCAAUUCCUUCAAGAUGAAAAUGUCUGUGAUUUUAGGAAUUAUUCACAUGACUUUUGGUGUCAUUCUGGGAAUAUUUAACCACUUGCACUUCAGGAAGAAGUUCAACAUCUACCUGGUCUCAGUCCCUGAGAUCCUGUUCAUGCUCUGCAUCUUUGGGUACCUGAUCUUCAUGAUCAUCUACAAGUGGCUGGCGUACUCGGCAAAGACCUCUCAAGAGGCCCCCAGCAUCCUGAUUGAGUUCAUUAACAUGUUCCUGUUCCCAUCCAGUGAGACUCGCAACUUCUACCCAGGGCAGGCACAAGUCCAGAGAGUGUUGCUGGCCCUCACCGUGCUGGCCGUCCCCGUGCUCUUCUUAGGGAAGCCGCUCUUUCUGCUGUGGCUGCACAACGGACGCAGCUGCUUCGGCGUGAGCCGGAGCGGUUACACACUUGUGAGGAAGGACAGUGAAGAAGAGGUGUCCUUGCUGGGCAGUCAGGACAUAGAAGAGGGGAGCAACCGCAUGGACGAAGGCUGCCGGGAAGUGACAUGCGAGGAGUUUAACUUUGGGGAGAUCCUGAUGACGCAGGCCAUCCAUUCCAUCGAGUACUGCCUGGGCUGCAUCUCCAACACUGCGUCCUACCUGCGGCUCUGGGCCCUCAGCCUGGCGCAUUCACAGCUCUCUGAUGUGCUGUGGACCAUGCUGUUACGUGUGGGCCUGCGUGUGGACAGCACCUAUGGGGUCUUGCUGCUGCUGCCUGUCACGGCGUUCUUUGCAGUUUUGACCAUUUUUAUUCUUCUGAUCAUGGAAGGGCUUUCUGCAUUUCUCCAUGCCAUACGCCUUCACUGGGUAGAGUUUCAGAACAAAUUCUACGUUGGUGCAGGCACCAAAUUUGUUCCUUUCUCCUUCAGUCGGCUCUCCUCCAAGUGCAGCAAUGAUGACAACAUAGCAUGACGCUGCUGUAGCCAACCCGCUCUCAGAUUCAUGGAGAACGAUCAUGUUACAGAAUUCACUCAAGUUAGAUUUACGACAGGAAAAUUCCACCCUCCUUGAUUGCCUUACGAUUCAGCCAAAUGAUUCUGUAAGAUACGUCUCUCCCUCAUGUUGAAGAUUUUGUAAAACUCACCACUUCAGACACAGAAAUUUCGUUGGUUUUUAUUAUGAGCAAAUAUAGGAAAACGCCAACGUUGCUUUGAAGGUAUUUUUUAAAGUGUAAGAUUGGAGAAGAAAAGCCAGAUGAACAGCUAGCUAAAAAUGGUCUUAGAUGCUUGAUUCCUUUUCAACUUUAAAAAAACAUGAAGUGAUUUUGUCUCAAGAAGAGGUCAGAUAAUAUUUUCCAACAGCUCCAGUUAAGCAUAGUUUUUCAGACAUUACUUCUGGGUCAUCAUCAGGUCCCCUGCCUGCUCAAGAAUGUGUGUUUUUUCUCUCUGGACGCUCUCAAAAUCACCAGGAGGGGCAGCGUGCCAGGCCAAUCUUGUUUCAAUAAUUGGAGGAAAUGGGACAAAAUAACACACCAGAUGGCUCUCCCACUUGUAAAUUUUUAGAAGAUUCUUGUCCUCUUACCCUUAUGUCAGACCAGUCAUGACAGUUGUACAUUCUGAAAGAUGACUUCCUGAGCCUUAAAACCCAGUGCGCUUACAGGGGAAGACAGGUAAAAAGUAGAGUGUGUAUUUUUAUAGCAAAGGACAGAUGAAGAUAUUUUACCACAGAGGGUUUGCUUCUACUUGGGAACAGUAUAAUUUUUUACUUUAGCACUAAUUCUAAAUAAAGGUCUGAUGGCCACACAGUUAAAUUUCCAAAAACUGUUCAGGUCAGUUGAAAACUAACUCUCACUAAUCUGUGAAUUUAUGAUCUUGUCUAUAAAAACCGCCUCUUUUUGUGCUGCUCAGCUUUGCACAGAGUUGGCUUAGUCCCGCUGAACACUUGGAUAGUCUUUUAAAUUAUGUUCAUCCUCACGUUUUGCAGUAAGUGUUUGUAGAUAAGUAUGUCAGAAAGAAACCUGAGGCUGAGGUGUGGCUUGGUUGUUAGAUCCCCAGAACCACCUUGCCCAGGUGUAGAGGCAAGGAGGAUCAGGAAGCGCGGGGAUACCCUUGGCUCUGUGUUGAGGCCAACCUGGGCUACAUGACACCCUAAAGAGAGAAGGGAAUCUAACAUAUUUCUGCUCUCUUGAAAUUCUGACACCUCCCCCCCGGCCCCUCCAGCUCCGAGUGGUAGAGAGUGGGGCUCUUCCAUUAAAAGCCAAGCCCCUGGCAGCCGAUUUAGCGGCCUCUCCAGUACAGGAGCUGCCUGCUGAGAGGCCUGGGCUGUCUGGGCUACAGCUGGACUGGAAAUCAGACCUCGCCAAGCUGCCGUGGAGGCUGCACUGAUGGGCAGUGAAGCUCCAGCCUUUGUGCCACAUGCCAGCCUCCUGGCGUUAACCUGCUGGUGGCUGGAGAAGGAAGGGCUUCCGAGUGUUAGACCUGCUCUUACCUGUAUAGGGUGCCACCUCCAUGAUUUUACUUGGGAUUCUCUGUGGCUCCAGGUUCUUUGGUCAUCACGGAGAUAACUGAUUCCAGGGACAAGGCCCAAACAAGAGAUGGAAUUUUUUGCCAUGUUUACAGUCCCUGUUGGCAGCUGUGAUGGGGCCACUUUUUCAUUGGAACUGGCCCCUCGUAGGGCACAGAAUGCACAGCGAGUGACUUCUCACUUGCAGUCUAUCACAGUUACAUAGAAUGUCAUUGCUCAGACAUAAAUCACUCCUUUGUGAGCCCUCUGGAAAUAUAAUAGCAUCCACACAGAGGGAAGCAAGCAGCUUCCCGGUGGGGUCACAUGCUCAUCUUCCUAGAACAGUGUCAACAGAGCCACGUGUUCCCCACGUCACAUAGACUCAUGCUGGCGGAGACGCGUGGCAUUUCCAGUGGAGGCAUGCAAAAACGGCUCUGAGCUCCUGGACCUCCAACAUGGGACCUGCGACAGACUCCUCUUAGCCCACCGCCUCCCCUGGCCGAAGUUCUGGAAUGGGCCUGUGUGCUUUGAGAUAUUUAAUGCCACUCAUGCAGGCCUGGGCCUUGCAAUCCUCUUGCCUCAAGUCUCUCAGCUGGCACUGCAGGGGUGGUGGCCGUGGCCAGGAGUGGGUAUAGUGACCUCCAGGCCCACUGCUCCCCCGCUGUACUGUAAUAAGGCAUGGACUGUCUGUUGGUAACAUACAGGCUGGCAAAUCAAGCUGUGAUUUAGAGUUUGACCCGUUUUGGAAAAGAAAAACACAAACCCAGCUCUCUUGAGGGUUUAAAUCUGGGUGUGCUGGCACGCCGCACCAGCCAGGCGGGCCUCACGAACUCUCAUGAUGCUGUGAGUCGGCAUUUUGGAGUACUGCUCUUCCGCCGGCAAAGAAAUCCUCCGAAAAUGCCACUCUGCAGGAUGAUUUUACAAGACCGGGUUCUGCAGCUGGGACACGCAGCAGAAACCCCGGAGCCAGUCAGGACAGCAUUGCACAGGUGCAUGGAAGGACUAACCUGCCUGUCGCUAUUGAACUUCCUUUUGCUAGUGACAAAUAAAUCUAUAUUUUUGAGA
Molecule: messenger RNA, 5282 nt
Organism: Meriones unguiculatus (Mongolian gerbil)
Lineage: Eukaryota; Metazoa; Chordata; Mammalia; Rodentia; Muridae
Gene: Atp6v0a2
Product: ATPase H+ transporting V0 subunit a2
Exons: 20
Coding region: 120-2687 (855 amino acids)
Biological process (GO): vacuolar acidification; proton transmembrane transport
Cellular component (GO): vacuolar proton-transporting V-type ATPase complex; plasma membrane; vacuolar proton-transporting V-type ATPase, V0 domain
Molecular function (GO): ATPase binding; proton-transporting ATPase activity, rotational mechanism
Source: RefSeq, a predicted model, not a curated record